AUGCCGCCACCGGAACUCCUCGCAGAAUUGGAGCUUGGCCCUAUGCUUUCUCCACUACGUGCUACUAGCAACUCGCAGUCAUUGAUGCCGAUCGAGUCCCAACAAGCUCCUUCAACUCCAGCUCCAGUCGACGGUCUUAUUAUCCCUGUCUCAUCAUCUGUCGGCCCUGGCGGCUUCGCGCUUCUAGGCAAUGGCCCCAGCAGCAUCGGCGGUCAUGUAGCUGCCGACCAUGAAAUGAUAGACUUCACCUUCGAUGAGAAUGGCGAAUUCGUUGACCUUGCCGAGGAAUAUGUGAAUGUCGGAACUCCAGCAAGAUUAGGAGGAAGUACUAUGCACAGCGAUGCAGGCGCGAGCGCCAAAGUGAGGCAAGAUCAUGAAGACGGUCUACGCGCAGGAGCCCAGCAAGUCGACAAUCAAAUGGACAUCGACCUCCCUAUGUUUGGGGACGACCUUCCCGAAGGCGAGGCCUUCUCUACUGGCAACGGCAGCCACCAAGACCAGCACUCAAAAGACGUUGUGGAGUUGUCCGAUACAGUGCAGGCCCCGAUCCGCCGCACCAAGCGAGCAGCACGAGUCCUCCCUACCGAUACCACCUUGGAGCUUCGGAACAAGGACCUUUCCGAUUGGAAUGCCAACUACCUGGCUAACAUGAAGGAGGCUUCCAAGCAGAAGAUCCAGCUCCGACUUAGUCGACUCGCGAAGAAGAACGCCGAGUUCUGGAUGUGGGGCUCCGGGAUUGGAGGUAUAGCAGCUCGCAUGCAAGGCGUCAGUGGCCCUACGCCAUUUGAUCGGUUCAUUGGCGACAAUCUCUUUGAGUUUUUUACUGGUGUGAGCCGCAAGAGUGGUGCGCGUUCGAAGCGGGAUCGCGACAGCGGCAUUGACGAAGUGACGCAAGAGGAGUCGCGUCGCGUGCGCCAGAAGACAGAUGGGCUCGAGAACGAGAUCGAACGUGGUCAAGAAGACGAAGGCUUGUUCAUUCCUGGUGGUGAUGAUGUCGAGCUGCCGCGAGAAGAACAGGUACCUCUCGAUGACCAGCAACGCCUCUCAGAAAUGCCCUGGAAUAUCACCGCAUCGGUUCGCGGCUCUUCUGCAGUCCCUCGAAGCGGUCGUGUCGGCUUGACUGGUUCUGCCCCGCCAUCGUCACUCAUGGGUCGCAAUGCCCGCAUGGUCUCUGAAUCACCACUUCAUGGUCGCAGUCGACCAGAUGGAUUGGAUGACCUACAGUUCCUUGCAGAUAAUGAAGGCGGCUUCGGAAACCUCGGCGGAGACGACUAUGUCGGCUUCGCAGGUUCAGGUAUCAGCUCAGACUUGCCUGAAGCAAUGCUCGCCGAAACAAACGCGCGUGUUCGAGAGGCUCUGACUGCGGAGGGCGGCAAUUUCCUGACGUUCGUUGUCGAUGCUAUUGAUGAGAAGCGCAACCGGAUCCAUCGAGGCCUAGAGCCGAAGUCAGAUGACGCUGUCGAUGCGAUUGAUGCCGUCGACGAGGUUUCCUUCGCAGAGGUCAUUCCGCCUCAUGCAAACAGCAAGACGGUUGCGUCUUCGGCUCUCAUGAUGACGCUCACGCUCGGAACGAAAGGCUUGCUCAACGUUCGCCAGGUCAAGCAUUUCACUGAUAUCAACAUGAGUCUCACCGAGAAAGGCAAGGUCGCUCAGUUGGAUAUGCCAAUUCGAAAAGAAUACGGACGUCACGUGGGUGAAGAGGAGGCUGAACAUGACGAAGCUGGGCACUUCGACGAGCAGUUCGUUCCUGUCAGUGAGGAGUCAAAUGAUGAGGAUGAAGAGGAUGAGGGCUCAGUCUUCGGCAAGUGA
Didymosphaeria variabile is the source of this 1809-nucleotide messenger RNA. RefSeq names its product R8 protein (gene rec8). The record is from RefSeq and is a predicted model, not a curated record. NCBI's taxonomy places the organism in Eukaryota, Fungi, Ascomycota, Dothideomycetes, Pleosporales, Didymosphaeriaceae. The transcript has 4 exons. Bases 1 to 1809 code for a protein of 602 amino acids.